GUGCUCAACAACGUCAUAUCAUUUAUAUGCCAGCGAAGACAAAGCAGCAGCAAAAACCAACCCUAACUUAGAGAACUACAGAGUUGAGGAAACAGCUGAAUGAUGAGUGCUGCUAAGAGUCAAACAACACUGAUGUCAAAACUGGAAGCCCUGCAGUGCCACUUCACCUGGGGUCUGGACCCCAGCAAGACCAAACUCUUACGUCUCAGGGACAAACUGGUGGACAUCGGCACGGAGGAGGGUAACAGCUGGCUCGGUUCCAUUUACAACCUGCGGGGCUUCAUUCAGUACCAGCUCAGGGCCAAUGAAGACGCCCAGAGUUUCUUCAACAAGGCUGCAGAGACCUUCCGCCAGAUGAGAAAAGCAGAUGAUGGUCCCUGGCUAGUGGUGAACUACGGGAACCUGGCUUGGCUGCACCACCACCUGGGAGACCAAGCAGAGAGCGAGGUUUACCUGUCAAAGGUCGACGCCCUGAUGAAGAAAUACCCGGCUCCAUCUCAGGACGAGCUCCAUGCAGAGAUCUACGCUGAAAAAGCCUGGACCCUGAUGAACUUCAGCACAGACAGAGAGCUGGUUGCAGAUUACUUCCAGAAAGCCAUGAGGAUGCAGCCGGACAUGGUGGAGUGGAACACCACUCACGUCAUAGGGUUAGUGAGUACUUUUAAGCACAGCAACACAGGGCUGGAGGCCGACAUCUUGGAGAAAAUGAGAGCCGCCAAGGAACAGGAUCCUGAGAACUUGUACCUCGCUGCUUACUACCUUGAGCAACGUGCAAAGAAAGGAGAAGAAGUUGAGGAUGAAGCACGUGAGUUAGCCGGGAAGAUUAUGAGAAAUCCCGUCAGCAGCUACAGUGGUAUGAAAGCAAUACUAAGGGUUUACAGAAACUACGUAUCUGUUGAUGAGGCCCUUGAUUUGGCAGAGCAGGCUCUGAAAAACCAUCCAGAUGAGCGUUAUCUGAAGAGAUGUGUUGCACUCUGUCUCAAAUGGAAAAUCAUUUUUUUCAGUGACAAUCGCCCAAAGCAAAGCACUGUUGACAGAGCGAUCUUUCUCCACAAGGAGGUGAUUUCUCUUUACCCGAAUUCCUCACUUACGAAAAAAGUAGACAUCGCAAAUAUAUACGCAAAGUCCAAUCACAGCCAGGCUAAAGCUCAGCAGAUGUACCAGGAACUGCUAAAAAGUGAUCUGGAACCUGCAGAGAAACAGCUGCUGUACAACAGCUACGCAAAAUAUUUAAACUUUGAUCUACAGGAUCGCAACAAGUCAGUACAAUAUCACAUGAAGGCGGCAGCGAUACCGCUAAAAUCCUUCUAUCGUGGGAACAGCAUCAAAGUUCUGGAGAAGAUUAAAAGUAGAGGCAGGAACCGAAUGUCUAGAGAAAUAGAGGUGUUUCUGGAAAACCUUCAAGAGCCAUAGUGGGUUUGGACUCCUACGGCUGCCUAUGGGGCGGCUGUGGCACAUGAGGUAGAGCGCUUGUCCCGUAACCACAAGGUUGGUGGUUCAAACCCCUCUACCGGCAACAUGCCGAGGUGUCCUUGAGCAAGACACCUAACCCCAAGUUGCUCCCCGGGUGCUUCAUUGCAGCCCACUGCUCCUCCGGGAUGGGUUAAAUGCAGAGAAAUAAUUUCCCCAUUGUGGGACUAAUAAAGGCUUAAUUAUUAUUAUUAUUAUUAUUAUUACUUGUCCUAAAUCUGGAAAAAAAUUAAAGGUAUUGCAUUACCUUAAAAAAUAAUACUUAUUAAUUGAGCUUUAUCCUUUAAAGGGAGGUUGUCUGCUAGUUUUUACACUUAAGUAGUUAAUGGAAGACAAAGGCUUAAAAAAAAAUAAUAUCUAAAAACCUAUAUAUUUGUCUGAAUAAGUAAACUCAAUUUGCAUGACAGGCUGAGCCAUUCAAUAACGCUGGUCUUUUGAAUAACAUCCACUGUGGACAUGUCUAAAUGUCAUUACAAUAAUUCAAAAUCACUUAUCACAUUAGAUUUGUAUUAGAUGUUCUUUUUAUUAUAUUCCUGUUGUGUGUUUCUCUCCUCUAAGCACAUUAUUUUUAAGUUUAUGUUAGAACAUAAGGCACUAUAUUAAAUCGAGUAGUGUAUGGAAAUAUAAAAUUAUGUAAUAAUGUUAUAGUUAAUUUGAUGGAGCCUGUAACAGCCAGAUGCAACUGAUUGUAUGUAUCGAAAGUAUUUCAAACUGUGUAUCAGUAGUACUGAGUAUUGCCUACUUAUACUAUUAAAUAUACCAUGAUUUUCAA
Molecule: messenger RNA, 2242 nt
Organism: Anoplopoma fimbria (sablefish)
Lineage: Eukaryota; Metazoa; Chordata; Actinopteri; Perciformes; Anoplopomatidae
Product: interferon-induced protein with tetratricopeptide repeats 1B-like
Exons: 2
Coding region: 100-1413 (437 amino acids)
Biological process (GO): defense response to virus
Cellular component (GO): cytosol
Molecular function (GO): protein binding
Source: RefSeq, a predicted model, not a curated record